This is a messenger RNA of Staurois parvus, 714 nucleotides long. The record is from the annotation of a GenBank genome assembly. NCBI's taxonomy places the organism in Eukaryota, Metazoa, Chordata, Amphibia, Anura, Ranidae.
UGGGAGACCAGAUAUAGUGAAUGCAGGGUCCUGGGAGACCAGAUAUAGUGAAUGUGGGGUCCUCGGAGACCAGAUAUAGUGAAUGCAGGGUCUGGGGAGACCGGAUAUAGUGUGGGGUCCUGGGAGACCAGAUAUAGUGAAUGCAGGGUCCUGGGAGACCAGAUAUAGUGAAUGUGGGGUCCUCGGAGACCAGAUAUAGUGAAUGCAGGGUCCGGGGGAGACCAGAUAUAGUGAAUGCAGGGUCCUGGGAGACCAGAUACAGUGAAUGCGGGGUCCUGGGAGACCAGAUACAGUGAAUGCAGGGUCCCGGGAGAUCAGAUACAGUGAAUGCAGGGUCCCGGGAGAUCAGAUACAGUGAAUGCAGGGUCCCGGGAGAUCAGAUACAGUGAAUGCAGGGUCCCGGGAGACCAGAUACAGUGAAUGCAGGGUCCCGGGAGACCAGAUACAGUGAAUUCAGGGUCCCGGGAGACCAGAUAUAGUGAAUGCAGGGACUCAGGGGUGUGCUACAUACAGAUUGCAGGACUCAGGGGUGUGCUACAUACAGAUUGCAGGACUCAGGGGUGUGCUACAUACAGAUUGCAGGACUCAGGGGUGUGCUACAUACAGAUUGCAGGACUCAGGGGUGUGCUACAUACAGAUUGCAGGACUCAGGGGUGUGCUACAUACAGAUUGCAGGACUCAGGGGUGUGCUACAUACAGAUUGCAGGACUCAGG